Molecule: messenger RNA, 1046 nt
Organism: Ceratitis capitata (Mediterranean fruit fly)
Lineage: Eukaryota; Metazoa; Arthropoda; Insecta; Diptera; Tephritidae
Product: transcriptional activator protein Pur-beta-like
Exons: 3
Coding region: 132-446 (104 amino acids)
Biological process (GO): regulation of transcription by RNA polymerase II
Cellular component (GO): nucleus
Molecular function (GO): purine-rich negative regulatory element binding; DNA-binding transcription factor activity, RNA polymerase II-specific; RNA polymerase II transcription regulatory region sequence-specific DNA binding
Source: RefSeq, a predicted model, not a curated record
UGAAUUAGUGCUAAAAACUUUAUCUCCGACGAGGCCCGUUGUUUUUAAAAAUUCAUAAUAAAAUAAAGCAUGUAUAAUGUAACAUGAUACAUCGACAAAGUUUGUCCAGUUGCAUUUAGAAAUGCGUGACAAUGUAUAGUUGCUUUGAACUGACGUUUUUGAACUGUUUAUCACAAUUCAACCAAUCGAUAACGUCGCAAACGGGUGCGCAACAAGGAGAGCAAGAAUUAGCCACAAAAAUGCUGCAAAUACAAUCGAAACGAUUCUAUUUAGAUGUAAAGCAAAAUCGUCGUGGGCGUUUCAUUAAAGUUGCAGAGAUUGGUGCUGAUGGCAGGCGUAGUCAGGUUUACUUAGCCUUAUCAACUGCCGCUGAAUUUCGUGAUCACCUCUCAACUUUCAGUGAUUAUUAUGCCUCUUUGGGUAAGUAUUGCAUUUCUAUCAGAUAAUUAUUUAUUAAUUCACAGAACAUAAAUAUUGCAUACUAAAUAAAAUAAAUCGCGUAUUACUAAUUAAACUGAAUUAUGUUUACUAGUAAGUAUUUCAAAAUGGAAUUUAAUCUGGUCGGUUCGCCAAUAAAGCUCGAAAACACAAUAUUCAUUUACUUACUAAGCCUUUGAGCUAUAAGAAUAGCUUCAUACAAACUAUUUACAUGAGUAAUAACGAAGUCGUCGUAAGUAAUCAAAAAUGUCAAAAAAAUUAAAACGACAUAUUUGUAAUAUAAUAAAAUAUGUGAUAAUACACCCUUUCGAAACUGAAAAAGCCAAUUUGGAUAGAGCGAGAUGAGAAUUAACUCAUUUACCUGUUGACUGAAACGGCGUUAGGUUGCCGAAAGAGGGACAGCCCUUGGCCGAAUAAAAUCCCGGUCAACUCUGGUGCGUAGAACCGGCUGUCUUAAGAAACUCCCUCUCUUAUACACCCUUUAGAGACUGAAAAAGCCAAUAUGGACGGAGUAAAAUAAGAUCUGGGUCAACUCCGACAACUAAAGGAAACUUCCUGAUGUCUCCGGAGCAUCACUUGCGCAGUGAAGCAUGUAUGCUACGAGUUAA